AUGUUUUUAAAAAUGGUAUGUUUCAUUGUAUUUUUAACUGUUUCUAAAAUACAUUUUUCAAAAUCGAAAGAUGUUACAAAUGCAGUGUCAUUUGAAAGACUAGAAAUACAAACAAAAAAAGAUAAACCAUCUCAUGAAAGUGAAUGGAUAGAAGAAUGUAAAUGUGUUAUGAUAUCUGAAUGUAUAUCUGAUAAAAAUGAUGCAUCAAUUAUAGAUAUUAGAAUAAUCACAAAACCAGAUAAAUGUCCACCUGGAAAAAUCUAUUGUUGUUCUGACCAAUCGUUGGAAAAUCCUUUAAUAAUGUGCGGAGAGGUGAAAUCACUAGAUAUUGAUGGGAUAAAAAUCCACCCGGAUCAGGCUAAAUUUGGUGAAUUUCCAUGGCAAGCUUUAAUUUUAACAACUGAAAAUUCAUUUGUCUCAAAUGGAGCUUUAAUAGACAAUAAACAUAUUCUUUCUACUGCUCACUUUUUGACUAGUUUCUCUAAGAACUUCAGUACUCUGAAAGUGCGGUUAGGCGACUGGGACAUCUACAGAGACAUAGAGCCUCAGCCGCACGUCGAAAGGCCCGUGGCCAGCAUUACGAUCCACCCAGAGUAUUCAGCUUCCAACAUGCAUAACGACAUCGCAGUGAUUACAUUGUCGGGCGCUCCGGUAUUUUCCACAGGCCACGUGAGUCCGGUGUGUUUGCCGCCAAGACUGCCGGCAGAUCAGUGGACCAGUUGCCGGGUAUCCGGUUGGGGUACGGAGAGAUUCGACCACCCGCGGUAUCCGGGCGUGCUCAAGAAGGUGCCGGUGCCGCUGUGGGAUCGUCAACGGUGCGUCGAGAGCCUGAGAACCACAAGGUUGGGUGCCGCGUUCAAGUUGCACUCGGGAUUCUUGUGCGCGGGUGGCGAGGAAAACGAGGACGCGUGCAAGGGUGACGGAGGUUCACCUUUAGUGUGUGAACAUAAUUCUGUUUCAUAUAUUAUUGGACUAGUAUCUUGGGGAAUUGGAUGCGGAACUCCAUCAAUACCUGGUGUUUACAUUGACGUCAGCACUUAUAUUACUUGGAUUGAGAAACAGUUAUGAAAUGGAAAAAUUCUAUUAUUUUUUAAAUACAUAUUGUUUUAAUUAAUCCGGUAUUAGCUAAGGUAAAAA
Molecule: messenger RNA, 1137 nt
Organism: Melanaphis sacchari
Lineage: Eukaryota; Metazoa; Arthropoda; Insecta; Hemiptera; Aphididae
Product: phenoloxidase-activating factor 2-like
Exons: 6
Coding region: 1-1068 (355 amino acids)
Biological process (GO): proteolysis
Molecular function (GO): serine-type endopeptidase activity
Source: RefSeq, a predicted model, not a curated record